Molecule: messenger RNA, 423 nt
Organism: Cokeromyces recurvatus
Lineage: Eukaryota; Fungi; Mucoromycota; Mucoromycetes; Mucorales; Mucoraceae
Product: 40S ribosomal protein S16
Exons: 4
Coding region: 1-423 (140 amino acids)
Biological process (GO): maturation of SSU-rRNA from tricistronic rRNA transcript (SSU-rRNA, 5.8S rRNA, LSU-rRNA); translation
Cellular component (GO): cytosolic small ribosomal subunit; ribosome
Molecular function (GO): RNA binding; structural constituent of ribosome
Source: RefSeq, a predicted model, not a curated record
AUGGAAGCUGUACAGACAUUCGGCCGUAAGAAAACCGCCACUGCUGUUGCUCACUGCAAGCGUGGACGUGGUCUCAUUCGCAUCAAUGGUUCUCCUCUCGAACUCCUCGAACCUGAGAUUUUGAAGUUCAAGGUUUAUGAAGUUAUCCUUCUUUUGGGUGAAGAACGUUUCGCUGGUGCUGAUAUUAGAAUUCGUGUCAAUGGUGGUGGUCACACUUCUCAAGUCUAUGCUAUUCGUCAAGCUCUUGCCAAGGCCAUUGUCGCUUUCUACCAAAAGUUCGUCGAUGAGGCUGCUAAGAAGGAAAUCAAGGAAAUCCUUGUUCAAUACGAUCGUACCCUUCUCGUUGCCGAUCCCCGUCGUUGUGAACCCAAGAAGUUCGGUGGUCCAGGUGCUCGUGCCCGUUACCAAAAGUCUUACCGUUAA